Symsagittifera roscoffensis is the source of this 846-nucleotide messenger RNA. RefSeq lists its product as uncharacterized. The record is from RefSeq and is a predicted model, not a curated record. Lineage: Eukaryota; Metazoa; Xenacoelomorpha; Acoela; Convolutidae. The transcript is spliced from 5 exons. The coding region runs from base 35 to 685 and encodes 216 amino acids.
UGUUGUGAUAAACUUAUUAAAUAGAUAGUUUUGAAUGUCGCUGACUACUAAAAUCCUGCUCGUGGGUCCCCAAAAUGCGGGAAAAACAGUCCUAGCCAAGUACAUUUUCAGUAGAGAUGCUGAUGACCUGGGUUUCCUAGAGAACAACAUGGAAGAAAAGGAGUUCGAGGCCUUUAAGAUGGAUCUAGGGUCUGAAGGAGACGUUUCCACUUACCCUCUAAGGAUUCAUGAGAGGAAUAUUGAAGAUUUCCAGCUCUCCUCGGGUGCAGUUGUGAGUGUGAAUGUGCAAAUAUGGGAUGUGAGUGGAGACCUGGAGAGGAUGAGGGACAAGUUGGAGGUGGUCUGUGGCAACGCACUUGGGGCUGUGUUCGUCUACAAUCCAGGCAGACAGGGACACGGAGAACUACUGGAUCAGUGGUUCCGCGAAUUAGAGAACCUGCUUCCCUCCUCGGCCGAGAAGAUCCUCUACCCGUACAAGAUGCCAGACCAGAAACAGAAUAGCAGGGCAGUGCAUCCCAAACUGACGAGUAGAGUGAGGACAGUCGAGGACUGCAAUGCGUACGAGAGGGAUUCGAUUAGAAGAAUGCACACGGAGUUCAACCAGAUGUUACGCAAGGUGGUGGACAGACAAUACACGAGAAGAGAGAAACAGGAGAGAUCUCUCAUGAACACGAACAACUACUGAAUAGUCAAGUUUAACCGAAGGAUUCAGUCUGUGCAAUUGUCAAAUAGACCAAAAAAGAAGUUAGAAAGCGGAUUGUAUAAAGCUGAUUACUUGUAAAUAGUGUAGUUUUUUGUAUCAAUUACGAUGUAAAUGACGUAAAAUGUAAUUUAAAACUGAUUCGA